GUCCCAGCAUGGCUUUAUUGCUGCCUCGAGUGUAAAGCAGAACGGCACAAGCGGACCAGACACGAAAGUAUCUCGCGUCACGAGUGAGUUUAAUGAUAAGAUAAUCCAAGAAUGCUUCAAUCGACGACUGUAGUGCUGGCGAUAGCCCACUUGGCAGCGGCGGUGCCGACGUUCAACUCAGCAAACCUCGUGUCCAAUCUUCAAAACGCAGCCUUGGAUGAAAUUUCUGGACUGGCCGCCAGUCGAAUCCAUGAUGGUAUUUUGUAUGGAAUCAACGACCACACCAGCAGCACCGUCGAGAACAAAGUGUACGCCAUCAACGCCAACACAGGUGCGUUAGCUGCCACCCUGACCAUCACGGGUGCGACUAACUGGGACUGGGAGGACAUUGCGGUGGGUCCGUGCCCCGACAGCGGCUCCUGCAUCUACAUCGGCGACAUCGGCAAUUCCAACGGCAUCUCACAGAACACCGUCUACAGGGUGAAGGAGCCGGCUACCUUGGAGGACUCGUCCGUGCCUUACCUGGACAAGCUGCAGUACAGAUGGAGCGAGAAGGAGAGUGAAUGCCUGAUGGUCGACCCUGCUGGCAACGCCUACGUCGUCUCCCGUGUCCAGGGCGGUCAUGGCCUCAUGGCCAAGCUUCCUUCAUUCGGCUGGGCCGGCAAGGCCGUCGACGUCACCGUCACAUCACGUCUCUCAACCACGACCGCACACCACGACCCUCUUGGUUGCGACAUCUCCCCCGACGGAAAAGCAAUGCUCAUCAAGGCCAAAGACGACAUCUACUACUACUCCGUUCCCGACGGGGACUACGUCGAGGCGGCUAAAGGCCAGGCUACCACUGUGAAAUAUGACAUGAAGGAGCACUUGGGAGAAUCGGUUGCAUGGACGGCGAAGGGGGACGGCUACUACACAGUAUCCGAGGGAACUUAUCAACCCAUCUACCUGUACUCCGUCGUAGGUACUGUUGUUGUCGGGUAGUGAAGCCGCCGGGGCGUUCCUGAUGCACUGAAAUAAAGUUUUGUAUUGUA
This is a messenger RNA of Haliotis rubra (blacklip abalone), 1031 nucleotides long. RefSeq lists its product as uncharacterized. The record is from RefSeq and is a predicted model, not a curated record. NCBI's taxonomy places the organism in Eukaryota, Metazoa, Mollusca, Gastropoda, Lepetellida, Haliotidae. Bases 112 to 981 code for a protein of 289 amino acids. The transcript is spliced from 4 exons.